Apis dorsata (giant honeybee) is the source of this 444-nucleotide messenger RNA. It is a transcript of the gene mRpS21, whose product is annotated as 28S ribosomal protein S21, mitochondrial. The coding region runs from base 1 to 273 and encodes 90 amino acids. Gene Ontology annotation, molecular function: structural constituent of ribosome. Lineage: Eukaryota; Metazoa; Arthropoda; Insecta; Hymenoptera; Apidae. Gene Ontology annotation, biological process: translation. The record is from RefSeq and is a predicted model, not a curated record. The transcript has a single exon. Gene Ontology annotation, cellular component: ribosome.
AUGGGUAUGCGUAGACAUCUUCAAUUUUUUGCUCGAACAGUUAUGGUUCAAAAUAAUAAUAUAGAGAAAGCUGCUCGUAUAUUGAACAAUAUAUUAUCAAAAGAAGGUAUUUUUCAGCAAUAUAGAUAUACAAGAUACUAUGAAAAACCUACUCAAACAAGAAGAAGAAUUAAUUAUGAAAAGUGUAAAGCAAUUUAUUCUGAAGACAUGAAUAGAAAAAUUAAUUUCAUUUUAAGAAAAAAUAGAGAAGAUCCAUUUCCUGGCAGUUCAUAAAACAUUUAUUAAUUUUGAUAUUAUUUAUAAGUCAAUAUAUAGAUGAUAUUAUAAUAUUUUUAUUAUAUUACCCAUAUACAUAAGUAAUUAGAACAUAUUCAAUAAAUUAUAAAAUUUAAUUAAGUUAGUCUAUUGAGUAAUGUACAAAUUAAAAAUAUGCAUAAUAUAAUA